This is a messenger RNA of Rosa chinensis, 1164 nucleotides long. RefSeq lists its product as uncharacterized. The record is from RefSeq and is a predicted model, not a curated record. Lineage: Eukaryota; Viridiplantae; Streptophyta; Magnoliopsida; Rosales; Rosaceae. Bases 1 to 1164 code for a protein of 387 amino acids. The transcript has a single exon.
AUGGAUGAUAGGUCUUGGAUGCAUGUGGAUAGAAGAUCUCUAGCUUAUGAGUUAGGGGUGGCAAGUUUCUUGAAGUUUGCCAUAGAAAAUGGGAAAGAUUGUAACAAUAUUCCUUGCCCAUGUUGUAAAUGUUGGAAUAUGGAUGACUUUCCAAUCUCUGCUAUUAAGACUCAGAUAUAUUAUAAUGGGGUUGAUGAAAGUUAUAAGAUAUGGAAGUGGCAUGGGGAGAAAGUAGAUACAACAUUGAGUAGUAGUGAAGAUGUAGACUCUUGUUCGAUUGAAUCUGACUCGGUGGAUGGGAAUGUUGGGGCAGAUUAUACUGUAGAGAUGGAUAGGUCUGAUGAUGACGAUGAGUUUUCAUCAGAGUGCAAUGAGUUUAAGGAGUUCGUUGAGGAUGCAAAUAAACCAUUGUACCCUAGCUGCACUCGAUUCACCAAGUUGGGUGUCCUAGUGAAGUUCUAUAAUUUAAAAGCUAAACAUGGAAUGAGUAAUGCUGCUUAUUCUGAUUGGCUGAUUGCUUUCGGGGAGCACCUUCCUGAAGGUAAUGAAAUCCCUACUUCUAUUUAUGAGGCAAAGAAGACUUUGGGGGCAUUAGGGAUGGAUUAUAGGAAGAUGCAUGCUUGCCCUAAUGAUUGCAUUUUGUAUAGAAAACAAUACAUAGAUGAUACCCACUGUCCUACAUGUGAAGUGUGUAGGUGGAAAGUAGGAAAAAAUUCAAAGGCGAGGGAAGGUGUAUCCUCUAAGGUACUAUGGUAUUUUCCACCUAUUCCUAGAUUUCAAAGAAUGUUUCAGUCUACCAAAACAGCUAGUAGUUUAACUUGGCACUCCACUGAUAGACCGAAAGAUGGGCUACUGCGUCAUCCUGCAGAUGCAUUGACUUGGAAAUCAGUUGAUGAGAAGUGGCCUGAUUUUGGUUCGGAGGCAAGAAACCUUAGGCUUGCACUAUCAUCAGAUGGCUUUAAUCCUCAUAGUUCUUUAAAUAGUAAAUACAGUUGUUGGCCUGUUAUUCUUGUCAACUACAAUCUUCCUCGGCUUUGUAUGAAAAGAAAAUACAUGAUGCUAACGUUGUUGAUUUCUGGGCCUAAACAACCUGGAAAUGACAUCGAUGUCUAUUUGGAACCAUUAAUUGAUGAUUUGAAGGUUCUUUGGGAGGGAGUACAAUGA